Molecule: messenger RNA, 3432 nt
Organism: Microplitis demolitor
Lineage: Eukaryota; Metazoa; Arthropoda; Insecta; Hymenoptera; Braconidae
Product: protein FAM114A2
Exons: 4
Coding region: 1181-3334 (717 amino acids)
Source: RefSeq, a predicted model, not a curated record
AGCUUCGUUACUCGCCGUACAGUAAGUUAGGAGCCUGGCUGCCUAGUUACAUAUCAGAAUUUUCGAAUCUAUUUGCUCACCGCUUAAUUGUAUUUUUUUCCCAUACAUCUAAGACACAAAUUUAAAGAUAAAAGCGGAUCUCUGUAGUAUUAGUACCUGUAAAAUAGUACGCUUAGUUUCGUCGUAGCUAUAGUGGAGUUUUGUGCAUUUUAGACUGCUUUAUUAAUAAUUUUCUAUCUAAUAAGAACUUGCUCGACUUUUGGCGUGAUGUGGAUACCUUUUUUCACCAAAUCUGCAACAAAAAAUUAAACUUUUUCCAUUGUUUACAAGAAUGUCGGCACAUCUGUAAAUUUAUUUAAUUUGUUUUGAUUCCCACAAGAGAAAAGUCCAACUUCUUCUCCUCUAACGGCAGAAAUUUAAACUUUAGGUGCAGAUAUGGUGAAAAAAAAAGUCGUUUUAUUUGUACCGUAAUUUAUUUAAACUUUGGUAAUUCUUAAGGCUGGGCUGUUCCUAACCAAGUUAUGAAUUUUACAUUUCUUUAAAUUAUUAACCCAUUGUGAUUACAGCAAUUUUCAUAGCUUCCGAAAAAAUGGGUAAGACAGAGACUUUUUCGGAAGAUUUUCGUCAUUUGAGUUAUAUAGUUAUUCAAGAUGUAAUUAGGAAAGUAAAAUUGUAAAAUUCAGUUAAUACUGCCCACCUUUAACAUCUGUUUAAUAUCAAUUGUGCUAAAAAAUUAUCUCAUUUGUGUAACUUAAUCAGAAUUCUACAUCCUCUGUGAUCAUACCUACGGCCCUGAAUUUAAAUUCCAAUACAAAUAAAAUAGACAUGCGCACUUGAAUGCAACAAAUACUUAACGCCACACGGCAAGGCACAGACUUUUUUAUUUUUACGUAUGUAUAUAUAUAUGUAUGUAUGUAUGUAUAUAUGCUUGAUCAGCUUGAUCUUCAUCCUUAAUCACGUGAUCUUCCAUUUAUUACAUACAUAUUUAUAUAUUGCAUUUAAAUAUUUUAUUAAAAUGUUCAAUAUAAAAAAAGUAAUCUACAAUUAAUAACAAAUCAGUUGUACAAAAGUGAUAGGUUAUUUGAUAAUGUAUAGAAUUUUAAAUAAUUAUUAUAAUAAAUGUUAUAUAUAAAAUAUUGUUAUUAAUACUUAUUGUUAAUCUGAAAAAUAUAAAACAAUAAUGGCAACCUCGGACAGUGAUGACUUUGAAAGCGCAGAUGAAGAAAUAGAAUUUCGUGAUGCAUUGCCUAAAAAAUCAUCACCACGUUGGGCACCUAAUUCAACUAUUGGUUCUGACUCUGAUGAUGAUGUUUGUGCCACAUCAGUUAAACAAAACUCAUGGAGUUCUAAAAUAAACAAUAAAAAAUAUGACGAUUCAACAGCUGCUAGUGACACGUCAACCAUUUACAAUUUUACAUCCAAUAAUCUUGCUCAAGAAUCAAAACAACAAACUGAUUCAGAUAAAUUGCAAUCAAAGUCUUUGACAGAAGACAAGCAGCCGGUGUGCAAACCAGAAAUGAAUACACAACAAAAAGAAUCAAUUUCGAUUGAUAAAAAAAGUUUUACUAAAAAUGUUGAAACUAAAAAAGUAAUCGAAGAAUUAAAUGAGACUGUCACAAAUAAAUGUGAUAAUAAUACAAAUUUAUUAUUAGAAAAAAAAAAAAAAAUAGCUUUAGCCCAAGUUGAGACACUAGAUGAUUCAAAUAAAAGAGAAGGAGUACAGACACAACAAAAAUCAAAGGGAUCAUCAAAAGUUUCAAGUUCUGGUGUUAAAAAAUUGGGAUCUAAAAUAGUAUUACCUAAAAUUAAACAAACAAUUGAAGAAAUAAAAUCGUUUGAAGUAAAAAAUAAAACUUGUGAAGGAGAAAAAAAAGUUUAUUUGAAUAAAGAAUGUUUGGAAUUAGAUGAUGAUGGAGCAAUUGAAAUAUUAGAACGUGAAAGUUAUUGGCAUAAAUCAAUUGGUAAAUCUUCAUCUAUUGAUGAAUUUGACAAAGAUCAAAUACCAGAGGAAUUAAAGUCUAAUAAAAAAUUUAAAGAAGUAUUUGGCACUGGUGAUUGGGAAGAUUUAAGUAAUCAAAAUAAAAUUAUAACUGAAUUUGAUACUGAUAAUUCACAGGCAGUUGCAAACAAGCUAGCAACAAGUAAAGAGAAAAUAAAUUUAAGUGAUGUAGGUUGGGGAAGUUGGAGUAGUUGGGGUGUUACUUCUUUAUUAAAUACAGCUAGUGUAGGAGUUUCAAAUUUGACUAGUCAAGUAUCAUAUGGAUUAUCGGUUCUUGAAGACAGUAUUAGUACUCCCACUUCAGACCUUGAGCAAAAAAAAACAUUUGAUGAAAAAUCUAUUGAAAAUACAGAAGAGUCAAUGCAACUGAUGUCAUUCGGAUUAAGUGAUUUAAUAUCAGGGGUUUCUUCAAUAACAAAAUUAGUUGAAAAUACAGGAACUAAGGUAAUUAAUGGUGGUCUUUGUACUUUAGAAACAAUUGGGAAAAAAACAAUGGAAGUACUUCAGGAAGGUGAUCCUGGUUUAAAAAAAAAAAGAGCAUUUUUUAUGAAUGAAAAGGAUAAACCUAUUUUAUCUCACAUGUUGAGGGAAGCUAAAGAAAAAGCUGAAGCUGAACAAAAAACAUAUCAAGAGAAAGAACAAGCUCGAAAAGUUCAUUUUGAAACUUUAUUUGAUGAUUUUCAAGGUCUCGUUCAUCUUGAAGCACUGGAGAUGUUAUCUAAACAGAGUAAUAUGAAAAUUCAACAACGAUUGGUAACUCUAAAUACAGAUGAGGCUAAAUCUAUUCAAGAAACUUUGGAUGAAGUCAAAGAACUUUGUGAUCUUGGAGAUGAAAAUGACGAUGACGGAAGUAGUAAUGAUCACUUGAAAGAAAGAUUGAAAUCCCUUUGUGCAGAUCUUGGUGUUAUUAUUUCAUUUGAUAAAUUGUAUCAGCUUUGGGAAGAAAAAAAAACAUAUAUUACCAACAUAUCACAGUCCGAAUCAUCAGUGUCUGAUCGAGAAGUUUUUGAAAAUGCAAUUUCAUCGUUGGCACAAUUUACAGCAUAUUGCGUCGAAAGGUUUCAUAAAACUGCUGAACUUAUUCUUAUCAACGAUCGUCGAAGUACAGUCAAUGAAGCAGAUGCACUUGUACAAUUAACUAAAAUUUUAUCACUUCAAAUUGGAGUAAUUGCAAAUUUAUUCUGCAAAUGUCUUAAUGAACGUAUGCAAGGCUCCGAUAAAUCAAAUGAUUCUGUAGACAUAACGACAAUAUUUCUAGAGGCGACAAAUGCAAGCUCAUAUGUUCAAGAAGCAUUUCAACUUUUAAUUCCCAUUCUUCAAGUCGGCGCAAUUUGAUGAAAAUGAAUCUUUCAUUAUCGUUAAAUAUAGAAAAUCUUUAAAUAAUUUCACUAUAAAUAAAACAUUUUUUCUUAUUGAAUUUUACACUAACAAAG